Megalopta genalis is the source of this 1391-nucleotide messenger RNA. RefSeq names its product NADH:ubiquinone oxidoreductase subunit 39 (gene ND-39). Gene Ontology annotation, cellular component: mitochondrion. The record is from RefSeq and is a predicted model, not a curated record. Lineage: Eukaryota; Metazoa; Arthropoda; Insecta; Hymenoptera; Halictidae. Gene Ontology annotation, molecular function: protein-containing complex binding.
AUCUAUAUGUAUUGUAUUCCAUACUGAAUGCUGACUGCUCGUCUUCGAUCUUCUUGUCACUUUUCGGCCGAUUUACGCCGAAUGCUGUAGACUGUAAACAUGGCGACUUGGAUUCCAAAAACUGUACGAGCAGCGAAAAAUCAAAAUGUAUACGGAGCAUGCCAAGUCAUACAAAACCGCGACUGCACAAGUCAGCCAAGGAUUAUUAAAAAUCCAACUACAGCCAGCUUGAAAAGAGGUACCGGAGGCCGUAGUUCUUUCAGCGGAGUGGUAUGUACAGUGUUUGGGGCAAGUGGUUUCAUUGGACAGACUGUGUGUAAUCGUCUUGGAAAAAUUGGUACGCAGAUAAUAGUGCCACACAGAGGCAACCAAUACGAUGUUUUGCCUCUUAAACUGUGCGGUGAUCUGGGACAAGUUCUGUUUCAUCCUUUUCAUUUGACAGACGAAGAGUCUAUAAUCAAAUCCAUGAAGUAUUCCAAUGUUGUAAUUAACUUAAUCGGCAAAGAUACAGAGACCAAUAACUUUGACUUUUAUGAUGUACACGUGGUAGGAGCCAGAACCAUAGCCAAACUUGCUAAAAUAUGUGGCGUAGAACAUUUGAUUCACGUGUCAUGCUUAAACGCUACGUCUAAUCCCACACCGCUCAUGUUGGAGACAGGAUCGGAGAUACUUAAGUGUAAAUGGGAAGGGGAGUGCGCUGUAAGGGAAGAAUUUCCAACUGCAACUAUCGUUCGACCCGCGUCUGUCUAUGGACAAGGGGAUCAAUUCAUUCGUCACUAUAUGCAUCCGAUGAGACGAUUUGGAAUGAAUAUACCCUUAUGGGAAGAAGGUCAAAAAACUGAAAAACAACCAGUGCAUGUGUCUGAUGUAGCUGCUGGCAUUGCCGCUAUUGCGACGAAUCCCUGCACUGCUGGUAAAACUUAUCAGUUUGUUGGUCCAAACAGAUACACAUUGUAUGAAAUAGUCAACUGGUUCUACCGUCUAGCAAUUCCAGACGCGGAUGGUAAAUUUAGCAUAGGUGCUAUAAAAUCCAAUUAUGUCUUUGAAAUGAAAGUUGUUUUUAGCGAGAUAAUGCGCGCUAUAUAUCCAACUGUACCAUUGUCUUGGGAAAUUCUAGAAAAGGAACAUGUUUCCGAUGAAGUAUUACCAGAAUUACCUACGUUAGAGGAUUUAGGCAUUACGCCAGCGAACAUGGAAUCUAGAAUACCAUGGGAAAUGAAGCCGUACGUAUUUGAAGACAGGCUCAUACGAUCUUUGGGAGAUUUCAUCGCGCCGCCACCACCGAAAGUGAUUCCCCAAAAUUGAAGAUUGUACAUGAUUAGUUGAAAUUAGUAUGAAAACGGAGUGUGCUUUGAAUGCAAAUAAAGGAAGUAUGUACGCGUGAUAAUAGA